CAAAUGAUCUACAAAAUUAAGAAUCCCCGUUUGUGUUGUUAGUUGUCACUUGUCACUUUUGUCACCUCUUUGGUGUCAAACACGCACACUCACACAUUCAUAGAGAGAGCGCAAAACCUUAGUCCUCCACCGACAACACCUUCCGAAAAUGGAGGCGGUGGGUUCAAGGCUGGGCCGAGCCUCCUCCCGUUACGGUGCACCCACCGUGUUCAGCGGCCCCGUCAGGAAGUGGAAGAAGAAGUGGGUUCACGUUUCCUCUUCUUUAAACAACAACUCUCACUCUCACAACAACAAUAACAACAACAACGCUUCUUCUCGUCUCCUUCUACGCCGUUGGACUCCUAUCACUGCCACCAACGCCGCCGACGACAGCUCCGGCAACGUAUCCGAGGAGCCACCCAGAAGGAAGUUCCGUUACACUCCUAUUGCUGUGCUAGAAGAACAGAAAAAGGUGGUUGUCGAAAAGGCUAAACAUGAACCCACAACUGAUGGUGAUCAAUUGACAGCUAGGCAGACAAAUGUGACUAAUGAGGUGCAUGGGAAGCUGAACAUGAAUGAAGUUUCAGAGGAGACCAAGGAUUCAAACAUGAACAAGUUGGAUCUUGGGUUAGGCUUUGAAGGUAGCAAUGGUGAAAACAGCCAGAACAGUGAUGAUCAAUUGGAAAAGAACUGAGAGUAUCUGGAAGUAGAAAAUCAAGCUGUCUGCAAGCUAAGUGAUAGUUCAAGAAACACUGAGCCAGUACAUAUGACCUGUUACCACCUAUUUUAACAUAAAUGUAGUUUGCCGUAAUCUUGUGAAUAAUCAGUACUUAAUUAGUGCUAGUAGUAUAGGAAUGAUCAGUAAAUAGUGUUAGUUAAGCGUAGGAUGAUUAGCUGUAUUAUGUGAUCGGUCAUACAUGAUGUGAGGUUGUACUAAGUGGCAGUAGUAUAUAUAUAAAUACAUAAAAUCUUAAGAAAAUUUGACUGCUUGUAUUUUUAAGACUAAUAGGAAGGAUUAAUUAUCAA
Molecule: messenger RNA, 1005 nt
Organism: Gastrolobium bilobum
Lineage: Eukaryota; Viridiplantae; Streptophyta; Magnoliopsida; Fabales; Fabaceae
Exons: 3
Coding region: 149-673 (174 amino acids)
Source: RefSeq, a predicted model, not a curated record